AAUGGUUGACCAGUUAACAGACGUGGAGUUUAGAGAGGCAGUUUCCAGCUUGCUAUUUCAACGCCUCCUUAUCAAAGAUGAUAUGAGCUUCAAAUGUAACUUAUGGCGUUUUUCUUUUUUUUUUUUUUUUAUCUUGGCGACAUAAUCACUAAGCGGCUUUUUGGUUUAAAAUGACAGCGUAACGUGAUGAUACUUCAGUGAAAACACCCGGUGCUUCCUCGUCAGUCGUGUAGAAGGAUUCACCGUGAGAUUUGCUGCUGUAGAGACGUGAUUUGAUGUGUGAGAUUGAUAAGAACGGCUGAAAACAUGUCGCCUGUUCCCGUCCUGCCGCUGGUCAUCAGCUGUUUCAUGUCAGCUCUGGGCUGCAUGGCCACACUCAAACUCAUCCCUGCCUUCAAAGAUCAUUUCAUCUCUGCCAGACUCUACGGAAUGGACCUAAACAAGCCAAACAAAGACAGAGUCCCAGAGUCCCAAGGAGUAAUCAGUGGUACAGUUUUCCUCAUCAUCCUCUUCUGCUUCAUCCCAGUGCCUUUUCUCAGCUGCUUUGUGGGCGAUCAGUGCACGGGCUUCCCACAUGAUGAGUUUGUGCAGCUGAUUGGUGCCCUUCUUGCCAUCUGCUGCAUGAUCUUUUUGGGCUUUGCUGAUGACGUGCUGAACCUGCGUUGGAGGCACAAGCUCCUUCUUCCUACCAUGGCUUCUCUGCCACUGCUCAUGGUCUACUUCACAAACUUUGGCAAUACUGUCAUAGUGGUGCCCAAACCCUUCAGAGCACUGCUUGGGAUGCAUUUAGAUCUGGGUAUCCUCUAUUACGUCUACAUGGGGAUGCUUGCAGUGUUCUGCACAAAUGCCAUCAACAUCUUAGCAGGCAUCAACGGCAUCGAAUCGGGUCAAGCCCUGUUUAUAUCUGGUUCUAUCAUCGUUUUUAAUCUACUGGAGCUCAGCGGGGAUUACCGGGAUGACCACGUCUUCUCUCUCUACUUCAUGAUUCCUUUCUUCUUCACCACAUUAGCACUUUUUUACCACAACUGGUAUCCCUCGUCUGUGUUUGUGGGAGACACUUUCUGCUACUUUGCCGGGAUGACCUUCGCUGUUGUUGGCAUCCUGGGACACUUCAGUAAGACCAUGCUGCUGUUCUUCAUUCCUCAAGUGGUCAACUUCAUCUACUCGUUACCUCAGCUUUUCCACAUUAUCCCCUGUCCCAGACACAGGCUCCCCAGGCUGGAUCCAGACACUGGAAAACUGGGAAUGAGCUACUCUAAAUUUAAAAAGAAAGAUCUCUCCCAACUGGGAUUACUCAUUCUGCAGGUGGCAGAGUUAUUAAAGGUGCUAGAGGUGCGGCGAGGCCAGGACGGAGAUGGAGACUUUAUCGAGUGCAACAACAUGACUUUAAUAAACCUCAUACUGAAAUUCUUCGGGCAAAUCCACGAGAGAAACCUGACGGUCAUCAUGCUCAUCAUACAGGUAAUGGGCAGCGCAUUGGCUUUUGGGAUUCGUUAUCAUCUGGUGCGUCUCUUCUAUGACGUCUAGACACCUCUCUGUUAAAACUGGGAAAAACUCACCUUGUUAUGGAAAUACCUUACAGGCUUGUGCCUGUCAUUUUUCCACCUGCAGGAAAGCCGAAACGCUAAAUUAGAAACUAUCAACAGCAGGACUGAAUCCAAACAGGAAAUACAACUGGUUGCUUAAUUUAUUGCAAAAAAGCUGGAGAGUAUAUAUUUGUACUUCUUUUUUUUUUUUUUUAAAGAAAGAAAUGUGCGACGAGGUGUCAACUUUCUUCACCUAAACUUGUGAGCAAUUAUGACCAAAUUUGUCAAUAUGUAUGUCCACUAUGCAUCAUAGUGGGUCUGCUAUUAAUACAAACAUAGAGGAGGAAAAUUCUUCAUCGCAGUAACCCAUACAUUGUGAAUUGGAGGUUAAUACUUGUUUUUUGUUUUGUUUUUCUAUUUUGUUCUGAACCAUCUCAGACAGAAUUGUUUAUGUGAACAAAUGCAGUUACAUAUGAGGAAGCGACACUAUAUUGAAAAUACAGGGAGGGCCAAGGUAAGUAGAAGGCAUAUUAGAAUGCUUUAACUGUGAUGAUAGUGAUGGGAUUGUUCUGAAAGUAAAGCUUUAUGAAGGGCGGGGGGAGUUAUAAGGUUGACUGGCACUUGAACUUCUUUAAGAAUGUAAUUUCAACUGAGGCACUGUUUAUUUUUUGGAAUUGAGUGAAGAAAUCUGAAAUAAAAAGUGUUGAAAUUAUUUUUAGA
This is a messenger RNA of Xiphophorus hellerii (green swordtail), 2246 nucleotides long. RefSeq names its product dolichyl-phosphate (UDP-N-acetylglucosamine) N-acetylglucosaminephosphotransferase 1 (GlcNAc-1-P transferase) (gene dpagt1). Lineage: Eukaryota; Metazoa; Chordata; Actinopteri; Cyprinodontiformes; Poeciliidae. Gene Ontology annotation, biological process: dolichol-linked oligosaccharide biosynthetic process. Gene Ontology annotation, molecular function: UDP-N-acetylglucosamine-dolichyl-phosphate N-acetylglucosaminephosphotransferase activity. Bases 307 to 1527 code for a protein of 406 amino acids. The transcript is spliced from 9 exons. The record is from RefSeq and is a predicted model, not a curated record. Gene Ontology annotation, cellular component: membrane.